AGCUCUGCCUAUGCUUGUACUGAAGUCCUACAUCAUAGGUCUAUAUUCUCAACCAUACGGCUAUCAAAAGGAUACUGAAUUAGAUAAACAAGAAUCCAAAUGUACUCUGGGAUGGAAUAAUGACAGAAGACAAAACUUUGUCGGCCUCAUGUUGCUGUCAGUUUUUUUGACAACCUCCCCGAGACGCUCGACUAGAAGUCCCCAUGGACGCGUCACUUCCUUGCGCAGACAGCCAAAGUCAGCCGGCUCUGACAGAAAGUCAGACUGUGGAUUUUGACUCGGUUAUGCACAGCCCCUCAGUAGACAAGCUGUCUGGAACAGAGACUGCGCACUGUCUUUCAGACACCACUGAUAACUCCACACAUCCACAUGUUUCUGCAGACCCACACAGCCUAAAGUCUUUAUCGUCCAUCCAAAAUGUAUCAGAGCAGUUUUCGCUUUCCUCAGAGGCUCCACCAACGGAUGACAAUUCCAGGGUUCAGCGCUGUUUGAGCCAGUCAGGAAGGAAAUCACCUCUAAUACGUCAACUCUGUCAGGACCUCAUUUUACCUCAGUCUGAAUCUGCUUCAUCUCUUCUCAUGGAAGGACAUACUCCACCUGAAUCUUUUGGGGCUGUGUCACUCACACUUGAAGGUUUGAUGGAGCAGUCUGUCACUGUCCCCUACUCCAGUCCCAAUUUCAGCUCUGAAAACAAACCUCCAUUAUUUAGGUCGUUAUCACCUCAGUCAGACAGUUCAGAUAGCGAUAUGGCUGUAGCGCCUUUGUCAGAUCUUUAUAUCUUUGAAAGUGACACGCAGGACUUCAUUGUAAGCCCAAGUAUAGCUCCCGGUGAGAUUAAAUGUUCUGAAUACCAGCCAUUAUCACAAACAAGUGUGGAACAAGUGAACCGUGACUGUGAUAAACAUAUACUGAUGUGUGAUUCAUCAGACGUGACAGGAUGUCAUCACAGCUCUUGUGAGGAACAAUCCACAGAGAAUAAUGAGCCAGAUGUGAGUGAACACUUGGGGCUAAGAACACCUGCUGUAGAUGCUUGUGAGGAAUACUUUAUGUUUCUAAAUGAUGAGAGAGAAGGAGAAGCAGAGGUCACUGGAGCAACCCCGCAGCGCGGCAACAGCCCUAUGGAGGUCUGGCAGGACGCACAUCAGUAUCUGGCUGGUGAUGAUACAGAAGAUCGGGAUGUUUUGCAUCACUCUGUGAUCCAAGAAGCUCUCUCUCCUGCCAGUCACUUGUCGUGUUCCCCAAGAGAGACACAGGUUUCACAUUACAACCCUGAAGGUAGCAAGGGGAUUGGCUGGACGGGCGAUGACACCAAAGGUUGGGGGCCACCAAUUGAGAGGUGGUCAUCAGUAGACAGCUGGGCAAGUGCACUCUCAGAUUGGACUGGGAUCAUUGUAGCUCCAUCAGAGGACUUCACAUCAGCCUUUUCAGAAAUAGGGGCUGAAAUAGAUGCAUUGACACAGGCUCUAUCAGAGGUAAAUACUCAUACAGAAGCAGAGACUGUGAAAGAAGGACACAAUCUAGAAACAACAGCUAAGGCACAAAUGGGCGUGCAGGAUCAACCUCUAAGUGCACAAAACAUCUCAGAGAGCUCCAUCCACUCUGGGCAAGGCUGUCUCUCUUUGUACCUCAACUCUACAGGACUUGAACCCCAUCACACAGAGGGGGCUGAAUCCUUCUGCGAUUCAACACCCACCACACAGGGAGACAAGUGCUCCCCAUCCAGAGGUGCACCUGGUACAACGGUGGCCUCUUCAGGAGAAAACACAGCAGAUGCAACUGUGGUUACACUGAUGCCUGGAUCUACUUCUGCUGAUCUGGACCUCUCUCCGUUUGAUGAAUGUGCAGAGUCCCAGGACACAGAACGUUUCAUCAUCGAUGAAAAAACCCCAGUCGUACUGAGCAUAAUAGAAGAUACAGAUUUGGACCCUCCUACAGAUUUAAUAACCAAGGAGCCUGUUGGAGAUAGACUGUGUGAAGUGACAGAUGAUCACAGGCUUGUCCAGCUGGGCUCAGUGGCCGAGCCAGAAGCUAAACUGAGCUGUGGGCGAUCAGAAGUCAAUAGGGAUGAAAACAAAUCAAUAACAGAUUUUAGUGUCCUCACCGAGGACGCUCUGACAAACUCAAACGUGCCAGGUGGAGACACACAACCUGGCCUGCAUUUUAAUGCGGACAACUGCGUGUCUAUUGGCACGUUGCCAGACCUUGAUAGAGCACGUCAGGUGGAGGCGCAGAGGGACAGUCCCACAUUUAUUAUGCCCUUAGCUCCAGUCAGUAUUGGCCCUUCCCUCAACUGUAGGACAAGCAGCAGUUUGGAAGGUGAUCAGAUUUGUUUGAAAGGCUCUCUCAAUAACAACAGUUGCAAUCAAGUAAGACAGAGUGCUCUCUUGCCAACCCCGGAUGGAAUUACUAACAAAACAUCUCUGGAAGGCGGUGAGGAGUUGAUUCAUGAAAAGCAGAAUACAACAAAGACUGCUGAGAGAUCUUCACCAGAAGGACUACAAGACUUGAAAACUAGUGACACUAUAGACUCUUUCUUUUCUAGAAAGACAAUAUUUGAGGAGAUUGAUGACUUCAAUAGGGAACUAGAAAACUUCAUCCCUAUCCACGCUGAAAAUCUCUUCAUUUCAAACGAGAAACACAUUGCAUGCAUCACUUUAGAUAUUUAUGAUCCAUUUGUCUCCAAGCCCGUAAAACCCAAAGCUAUUAAAUCGGAGAAGACUGAUCUGACUCAUAAAAAGACUGAAAAGAUGUCUCACAAAACCCACAAGAACACCUCAGAGGGAAAAACACGAUCCAAAAAGGAUAAAUCAGCCGGUCAUCAUCAUUUCACCCAACCUUCCAAAAAACAGGAAAGCAAAUGUCACCGUGUUUCUGCUCAGCAGACCUCCAACCAGCAAGAAACUCACCCUACUAUUGGAGAAAAUCAUAGCAGUGAGAACAGUCAAUCUGGACUUGAGGCCAAGGAGGCUACAUUGGUUAUUGAGACAGGUGUAACCGAGAAGGCAACAAGCAAGCCACACGGCAAGAAGAAAAAGAAACAUGGUCAGAAUACAGCGCCGGGGGAGCCACUGGCUGAAGUGGAGAAUGGAGCAAAAUCAAAGACUGCAAAAGGAAGAAUCGAGCUGUUCGAAUCUAAGUUGGGUGCCAAAGCUGGCAAAGCUCAAAAGGAAAGCGAACAGCCAGAUGUAGCCGAAAUAAAGUCCCAGCAGCAAUUGGAGGCUAAAGCGUCAGAGGGAGAACAACCUCCACAUCCCACAGACGAUAAGGGCCACCAGCCAAAGAACUUUACAAGUCCUCUGAAUGAUGAUGUGGUUAAAAGGCGACGUCUGUCAGAGGAUAAGUUUGGGAAGAUUGUGAGCAUUUUGGAGUCUAAACUACCAAAGUCAGAUGUGUCAGCAAAAGGAAAGGAAGCUGAGCUCAAGACUGAUGUUGGAGGAACUCGUAAGAAGGCGUACAGUGAAGUGGUCAAACAGAGGAUUCCACCCAAGGAAGAGCCCAAGGUGGUGAAGCCUAUACAGGCAGUGCCUGUGAGCGGUGACCCCCAGAGUCUGUGCCUGUGGUGUCAGUUUGCUGCUGUAACCUCGGCCUACACUGUGACCUGGAGCAGAGAGGGUACUGUCCUGGCUGAGAUGAAAAGAAGUGCAGGGGAUGAGAGCAGAGUGACCCUGACCAUCAGCAAUGCUUCUCACAAAGAUCUGGGCAAGUACCUCUGCCAGCUCAGCAGCUUACAUGGCUCAGUCAGCUUGGACUACCUGCUCACAUAUGAAGUGCUCAGUGAGGUUGUCAUCCCCCUGGCUCCAAAAACCACUUCAUCUGACCCUGUUGAGGUUAGCAGUGAAGAAGAGGACGCCCAUUUCUCCAGACUCUUGUUCAAAGACGAUUUCUUAUCCGAUCAAUACUUUGGAGACAGCCAUCCUAUCAGUAUGAUCACCGAGAAGGAACACUUUGGGGAGGGCAUGCAUCGGCGGGCUUUCCGGACCAAGCUGCAUGCGGGUCAGAUACCCCUGUUACUGCCAGGUCACUCCUGUGUGCUCAAAGUGCACAAUGUUAUCAGCUAUGGGACCAAGAACAAUGACGAGCUUGUUCAGAAGAACUUCACCUUGGCUGUGGAGGAAUGCCAGGUCCAGAACACAGCAAGAGAGUACAUCAAAGCUUACACUUCUGCUGCUCAGUCCACUGAAGCCUUCGGAGACAUCCCAGAGAUAAUUCCCAUCUACCUGAUUCACCGUCCGUCGAAUGACAUCCCCUACGCCACGCUGGAAGAGGAGCUAAUCGGGAACUUUGUUAAAUAUUCAGUCAAGGAUGGCAAAGAGAUCAACCUGAUGAGGCGUGAUUCAGAGGCAGGACAGAAAUGCUGUGCUUUCCAGCAUUGGGUUUACCAAAAAACCGACGGCAACCUGCUGGUUACUGACAUGCAAGGAGUUGGCAUGAAGCUUACUGAUGUGGGAAUAGCCACCUGUAAGAAAGGAUACAAGGGAUUCAAAGGAAACUGUGGCACCUCCUUCAUAGACCAGUUUAAGGCCUUGCAUCAGUGUAAUGUGUACUGUGAGAUGCUAGGUCUCAAAUCCCUGCAGCCCAAAGCCAAAAAGCCAGCGUCUGCUCCAAAACCCAAACCCCAGAGCUCCACUCCACCCAAGAAGAAAACAUUUGGGCCAGUAGUUAAGGGGAAGUCAUAACAGGAGGAGAAUGCUGGACUAAGAAUUUGAUUAUGAAUUGAAUCUGUUACCUUUUCUUUUUUUUAGUCAUUCGUGUGAUUCACGUUGGACUGAAUACUGCAGAGUUUGGUGGACAGUUUCUAUAAACUUUUUAGAUUUUAGGAGACCUUUUAAAGGUAACAAAUGUAGCACAAGCUGGGGCUGACGAGACUGUUGAUGAACUGAUGAGCGAGGAACGAUUUCUUCUUGUUUUUCUACUCCUGGGAUAUUUUCAAAAUAUUAGUUCAUUAAAUUAAUGGACUUUUUAUUGAUUGAUUAGAGGAAAUGUCUUUAAGUUAGGUUGUAUGAAUGGGUGUGGGUUUGUUUUGUGCGUGUGUUCGCUUUGCAAACUGGCAAAUAAUUGAUGAACAUGUAUCCAGUUUAAUGUUACAUUAUAUUUGUUCAUGUAACUGAUUUAGAAUGACAUCAUGAUCCUACUCUGGACACAAAACAAAGACAUUUUUACCCAUAAA
Pundamilia nyererei is the source of this 5167-nucleotide messenger RNA. It is a transcript of the gene alpk2, whose product is annotated as alpha-kinase 2. Gene Ontology annotation, biological process: protein phosphorylation. The transcript has 11 exons. The record is from RefSeq and is a predicted model, not a curated record. NCBI's taxonomy places the organism in Eukaryota, Metazoa, Chordata, Actinopteri, Cichliformes, Cichlidae. Bases 204 to 4676 code for a protein of 1490 amino acids. Gene Ontology annotation, molecular function: protein serine/threonine kinase activity; ATP binding.